Messenger RNA from Octopus sinensis (East Asian common octopus), 2112 nucleotides. RefSeq names its product iroquois-class homeodomain protein irx-3-like. NCBI's taxonomy places the organism in Eukaryota, Metazoa, Mollusca, Cephalopoda, Octopoda, Octopodidae. Gene Ontology annotation, molecular function: DNA-binding transcription factor activity, RNA polymerase II-specific; RNA polymerase II cis-regulatory region sequence-specific DNA binding. The coding region runs from base 92 to 1465 and encodes 457 amino acids. Gene Ontology annotation, biological process: cell development; regulation of transcription by RNA polymerase II; neuron differentiation. Gene Ontology annotation, cellular component: nucleus. The record is from RefSeq and is a predicted model, not a curated record. The transcript is spliced from 3 exons.
CUUCCAGAAUGGACCUUAUGAAGUAAAAGACAGUCCCGAUGGACUUCGUUCUUUGACACAGCCAGCAUCUUAUUUCCCUUAUGACCCAUCUAUGGCAGUUUACCCGUAUGGGACGGGGUAUGGUGGAUUAGAUUUGAAUGCUCGGCGGAAGAACGCCACUCGAGAAACGACAAAUACUUUAAAAGCAUGGCUUUAUGAACAUCGCAAAAAUCCAUAUCCAACCAAAGGAGAGAAGAUCAUGUUAGCUAUAAUCACUAAAAUGACACUGACACAGGUUUCCACGUGGUUUGCAAAUGCACGGCGGCGUCUGAAAAAAGAAAACAAAAUGACAUGGUCGCCACGCAAUAGGUCUGAAGAUAGUACCGAUAACUUAGAUAGUGAGGGAGAAACAGAAAACAAAGAAUCAGAAAAUGGAGACGCAUCAGUAACGGCAACGACUGCAGGAGUUGAGAAAGAAGACCAUGGAGAUGAUAAUCCACGGGUGCACAGCCCAGGUCAUACUGUUGACAACGGCGAAAGACCUCACCGAAAAGUAUUGGAUGAUUCCGAUGCAGAUUCUGAUUUAGAAGACCCAUCAGUGCUGAAAGACGAAUUAGUUACAUCAUCCACUAAAGACCGACGCCCCUUAGGUUUGGGUCACGCGAGCAAAGCUCUUCUUACCAUGGAUGGUAAUAUAUCAAUAAUGGCCGCGCACUCACCGGCUAUCGACGUUUUAUCGGACUCUAAUCGAGAGAGCGACCUAAUAAAAGAGGGCCAUUCCAUGACAUCGUCGAACAGUCAUGUACAUAGCAAUGUAAAUGGCAACAGCAGUAGCAGCAGCACCAGCGGCAGCAGUAGCAAUAACAAUAAUAGUAGCAAUACCAGCGGACGUAUUUCAACUCUCAAGAACACCAACAGCAACAACAAUAACAACAGCAGCAGCAGCAACAGCAACAGAACUACUAACAAUCAGCUUAAUUCACAAUCUCGCAAUGACAUGGACAGUUCAUCGCCUGUACGACCGAAAAUCUGGUCGGUCUCGCAAUUUCUCGUGAACUCUCCAUCUAGCAGCAGCGAAAGUAAUAGCAGUAGUAGUAGUCCAGUUGGUGGCGCCAGCGGUGGAGUUCCGGUGGGAAAAACCGUGCCAGUUUUUACAUCGGGUAACAGAUUGCACCCGAGUCCGGGUUAUCUUUAUCUACAAUCAGCUAGUCAAACAUGGAAUGGGGGACGUUAUGGGGCUCUUAGCGCAUAUCCUAUUUCUAUGUCUCACACAACUCUCUCAUAUCCUUAUAGUCUAUCAACACAUACCUCUUCAAAGACUGCACUUGGUGUAGCUGCUACGGCGGUGCACAGUGCAGCAAGUGUCGAACUUUUACACAAUGCCGAAAAACUGGCUAGCUCACAAAAAGGAUUGUUUUCACCAGCCAGAGAUAUAGAUGGCAUGAGGAACAGACUAUUCCCCAAAGAAGCUUCAAAAUAUUUCUGAAACAAUGUUGUUAUAUAUAUAUAUAGGUCUAUGUGUAAACGAGUAAAAUAAUUCACGACACAACAGUCUACAACUGACAAUAAUCAUUUGACAGCAUUCGAACAUACACACACAGACAACAAAAUUCCAAAGAUAAUGAAAGAUUUACGGCAUAUAUAUAUACAUACAUACAUGAUAUAUAUUAUAUAUAUAUCGUGUGUGUGUAUGUGUUAGUGUGACUAUGUGCAUAUGCGUCUGUGUACAUUAACAUGUAAAAAUACAUACACGAAAUGUCAAAUACACUUUAUUUUUUUUCUAUGAAAAUUUGUCAGCUGAAAUGUGCAAAGAAAAAAAUAAAAUUAACAUUAUUAUGAACAUCACCAUCAUCAGCCUCAUCAUCAACACAUCGUCAUGAACAAAAUCCUCGUCGUCGUCGUCUUCGUCGUCAUCCUCUUCGUCGUUGUCAUCAUGAUCAGUCUCAUCACCGCCAUCCUUAUUCUGAACAAUAAUAGCAAUUGCGCUAAUAACGACGACAAAAGAAAUCAUCAUAAUCAUUAACAUUUUUUCAUCCUUAUUAUUAUUAUUAUUAUUAUUAUUAUUAUUAUUAUUAUUAUUAUUAUUAUUAUUAUUAUUAUUAUUAUCCUUCUUCUUUUUCUUACUCUACUACU